CCAUGUGGAUUUGGUCGUCCCCGUGAUCGCGAGCUGCUGGCAGCGAGAGGGGCAGCGCGCCGGCCUCGGCAGCCGGCGGCCGAAGCGGCCGGACCGGGGACGGAAGGACAGACCGACGUCUCCGAGCUGGAACCAUGUAAGGGCCGAGCCAGGAAGGCGGAGUACGCGAGCGCUCAGAGGCUCUGUCUCCUGGUCCCCGCCCGGCUCAGAAUGGAACAGAGGAGGCCCUGGCCACGGGCUGCAGAGGUGGACGGCUGGCCUGUGGUCCUGCUCUCCGCCAUCUGCGUGCUGCUGGCACCCCCGGCGGCCGGCAUGCCCCAGUUCAGCACCUUCCACUCCGAGAACCGGGACUGGACCUUCAACCAUUUGACGGUGCACCGCGGGACGGGGGCAGUGUACGUGGGGGCCAUCAACCGCGUGUACAAGCUGACGGGCAACCUGACCGUCCAGGUGGCUCACAAGACGGGGCCGGAGGAGGACAACAAGUCCUGCUACCCGCCGCUCAUCGUUCAGCCCUGCAGCGAGGUGCUCACGGUCACCAACAACGUCAACAAGCUGCUCAUCAUCGACUACUCCGAGAACCGGCUGCUGGCCUGCGGCAGCCUCUACCAAGGGGUCUGCAAGCUGCUGCGGCUGGACGACCUCUUCAUCCUGGUGGAGCCGUCCCACAAGAAGGAGCACUACCUGUCCAGCGUCAACAAGACGGGGACGAUGUACGGGGUGAUCGUGCGCUCCGAGGGCGAGGACGGCAAGCUCUUCAUCGGCACUGCCGUGGACGGCAAGCAGGACUACUUUCCCACGCUGUCCAGCCGCAAGCUGCCCCGCGACCCCGAGUCCUCCGCCAUGCUCGACUACGAGCUCCACAGCGACUUCGUCUCCUCACUCAUCAAGAUCCCUUCCGACACCCUGGCCCUGGUCGCCCACUUUGACAUCUUCUACAUCUACGGCUUUGCCAGCGGGGGCUUCGUCUACUUCCUCACCGUCCAGCCUGAGACCCCCGAGGGCGUGGCCAUCAACUCGGCCGGAGACCUCUUCUACACCUCGCGCAUCGUGAGGCUCUGCAAGGACGACCCCAAGUUCCACUCCUACGUGUCCCUGCCCUUCGGCUGCACGCGGGCCGGGGUCGAAUAUCGCCUCCUGCAGGCUGCUUACCUCGCCAAGCCCGGGGACUCGCUGGCCCAGGCCUUCAACAUCAGCAGCCAGGAUGACGUGCUCUUCGCCAUCUUCUCCAAAGGGCAGAAGCAGUAUCACCACCCGCCGGAUGACUCCGCCCUCUGUGCCUUCCCCAUCCGGGCCAUCAACUUGCAGAUCAAAGAGCGCUUGCAGUCCUGCUACCAGGGCGAGGGCAACCUGGAGCUCAACUGGCUGCUGGGGAAGGACGUGCAGUGCACCAAGGCGCCGGUGCCCAUCGAUGACAACUUCUGUGGACUGGACAUCAACCAGCCGCUUGGAGGCUCAAUUCCAGUAGAGGGCCUGACCCUGUACACCACCAGCCGGGACCGCAUGACCUCGGUGGCGUCCUACGUUUACAAUGGCUACAGCGUGGUGUUUGUGGGCACAAAGAGCGGCAAGCUGAAAAAGAUUCGAGCCGAUGGUCCCCCCCAUGGUGGGGUCCAAUAUGAGAUGGUCUCCGUGCUCAAAGAUGGGAGCCCCAUCCUCCGGGACAUGGCCUUCUCCAUUGAUCAGCGCUACCUAUACAUUAUGUCUGAGAGACAAAUCACCAGGGUCCCUGUGGAAUCCUGUGAACAGUACACGACUUGUGGGGAGUGCCUGAGCUCGGGGGACCCUCACUGCGGCUGGUGUGCCCUGCACAACAUGUGCUCCCGCAGGGACAAGUGCCAGCGGGCCUGGGAACCUAAUCGAUUUGCUGCCAGCAUCAGCCAGUGCAUGAGCCUCGAGGUGCAUCCCAGCAGCAUCUCAGUGUCUGAGCACAGCCGGCUGCUCAGCCUGCUUGUGAGGGAUGCUCCCGACCUGUCUGCGGGCAUCUCCUGUGCCUUUGGGAACCUGACAGAGGUAGAGGGACAGGUAUCUGGGAGCCAGGUCAUCUGCAUCUCACCAGGGCCCAAGGUUGUGCCUGUCAUCCCUCUGGAUCAAGACUGGUUUGGGCUAGAGCUACAGCUGAGAUCCAAGGAGACAGGAAAGAUAUUCGUCGGCACCGAGUUCAAGUUCUACAACUGCAGCGCCCACCAACUGUGCCUGUCUUGUGUCAACAGCGCCUUCCGCUGCCAUUGGUGCAAAUACCGAAACCUCUGUACUCAUGACCCCACCACCUGCUCCUUCCAGGAGGGCCGGAUCAACAUUUCAGAGGACUGUCCCCAGCUGGUGCCCACGGAGGAGAUCCUGAUACCCGUCGGGGAAGUAAAACCAAUCACUCUCAAGGCUCGAAACCUGCCCCAGCCUCAGUCCGGCCAGCGAGGCUAUGAGUGUGUCCUCAACAUACAGGGGGCCGUCCACCGGGUGCCCGCCCUGCGCUUCAACAGCUCCAGUGUCCAGUGCCAGAACAGCUCGUACCAGUACGACGGGAUGGACAUCAGCAACCUGGCCGUGGACUUUGCCGUGGUGUGGAAUGGCAAUUUCAUCAUCGACAACCCUCAGGACCUGAAAGUCCACCUCUACAAGUGUGCAGCCCAGCGGGAGAGCUGUGGCCUCUGCCUCAAGGCCGACCGGAAGUUCGAGUGUGGCUGGUGCAGCGGUGAGCGCAGGUGCACCCUCCAGCAGCACUGUAGCAGCCCCUCCAGCCCCUGGCUUGACUGGUCCAGCCACAAUGUUAAGUGCUCCAACCCCCAAAUCACCGAGAUUUUGACGGUGUCUGGACCCCCUGAAGGAGGGACCCGAGUGACCAUCCAUGGCGUGAACCUGGGCCUGGACUUCUCCGAGAUCGCCCACCACGUGCAGGUGGCUGGGGUGCCCUGCACACCCCUGCCGGGGGAUUACAUCAUCGCUGAGCAGAUCGUUUGUGAGAUGGGCCAUGCCCUUGUGGGGACCACCUCUGGGCCCGUGCGCCUGUGCAUUGGAGAGUGUAAGCCAGAGUUCAUGACCAAAUCCCAUCAACAGUACACAUUUGUGAACCCUUCCGUGUUGUCACUCAACCCCAUCCGAGGGCCAGAGUCCGGAGGCACCAUGGUGACCAUCACGGGCCAUUACCUCGGGGCUGGGAGCAGCGUGGCCGUUUACCUGGGCAACCAGACCUGCGAGUUCUAUGGGCGAUCAAUGAAUGAGAUCGUGUGUGUCUCACCCCCGUCGUCCAAUGGGCUAGGGCCCGUCCCUGUCUCUGUGAGUGUCGACCGAGCCCGUGUGGACAACAACCUGCAGUUCGAGUACAUAGAUGACCCCCGGGUGCAGCGCAUUGAGCCUGAGUGGAGUAUCGCCAGUGGCCACACACCCCUGACUAUCACAGGCUUCAACCUGGAUGUCAUUCAGGAGCCAAGGAUCCGAGUCAAGUUUAAUGGCAAAGAAUCUGUCAAUGUGUGCAAAGUUGUGAACACCACCACCCUGACCUGCCUGGCACCCUCUCUGACCACGGACUACCGGCCCGGCCUGGACACCGUGGAACGGCCGGACGAGUUUGGAUUCGUCUUUAACAAUGUCCAGUCCUUGCUGAUUUACAACGACACCAAGUUCAUCUACUACCCCAACCCGACCUUUGAACUGCUCAGCCCCACUGGGGUCUUGGAUCAAAAGCCGGGAUCCCCCAUCAUUCUGAAGGGCAAAAACCUCUGCCCUCCUGCUUCUGGAGGUGCCAAACUCAACUACACCGUGCUGAUUGGAGAGACCCCAUGCGCUGUCACUGUGUCCGAGACGCAACUGCUCUGUGAGCCUCCCAACCUCACUGGGCAGCACAAGGUCAUGGUCCACGUGGGUGGCAUGGUAUUCUCGCCUGGCUCGGUGAGUGUCAUCUCAGACAGCUUGCUGACCCUGCCAGCCAUCGUCAGCAUCGCGGCGGGCGGCAGCCUCCUGCUCAUCAUCGUCAUCAUUGUGCUCAUCGCCUACAAGCGCAAGUCUCGAGAAAAUGACCUCACUCUCAAGCGGCUCCAAAUGCAGAUGGACAACCUGGAGUCCCGUGUGGCCCUGGAGUGUAAGGAAGCUUUUGCCGAGCUCCAGACAGACAUCAACGAGCUGACCAGUGACCUGGACCGCUCAGGAAUCCCCUACCUGGACUAUCGGACCUAUGCUAUGCGAGUCCUGUUCCCUGGCAUUGAGGACCAUCCCGUCCUGCGUGAGCUGGAGGUGCAGGGCAAUGGGCAGCAGCACGUGGAGAAGGCCCUGAAGCUCUUUGCCCAGCUCAUCAACAACAAGGUGUUCCUGCUGACCUUCAUCCGCACCCUGGAGCUGCAGCGCAGCUUCUCCAUGCGGGACCGCGGCAACGUGGCCUCGCUCAUCAUGACCGGCCUGCAGGGCCGCCUGGAGUACGCCACCGACGUCCUCAAGCAGCUGCUCUCCGACCUCAUCGAUAAGAACCUGGAGAACAAGAACCACCCCAAGCUGCUUCUCCGGAGGACAGAGUCCGUGGCUGAGAAGAUGCUGACCAACUGGUUUGCCUUCCUCCUGCACAAGUUCCUGAAGGAGUGCGCGGGGGAGCCGCUCUUCAUGCUGUACUGCGCCAUCAAGCAGCAGAUGGAGAAGGGCCCCAUCGAUGCCAUCACGGGCGAGGCCCGCUACUCCCUGAGCGAGGACAAGCUCAUCCGGCAGCAGAUCGAGUACAAGACCCUGAUCCUGAACUGCGUCAACCCUGACAACGAGAACAGUCCGGAGAUCCCAGUGAAGGUGUUAAACUGUGACACCAUCACGCAGGUCAAAGAGAAGAUUCUCGAUGCUGUCUACAAGAACGUGCCCUACUCCCAGCGGCCGAGGGCUGUUGACAUGGACUUGGAGUGGCGUCAAGGCCGGAUUGCCCGGGUCGUGCUGCAGGACGAGGACAUCACCACCAAGAUCGAGGGUGACUGGAAGCGGCUCAACACGCUGAUGCACUAUCAGGUAUCAGACAGAUCGGUGGUGGCUCUGGUCCCCAAACAGACCUCCUCCUACAACAUCCCUGCCUCUGCCAGCAUCUCCCGGACAUCCAUCAGCAGAUACGACUCCUCCUUCAGGUACACAGGCAGUCCCGACAGCCUGCGGUCUCGGGCCCCCAUGAUCACCCCAGACCUGGAGAGUGGGGUCAAGGUGUGGCAUCUGGUGAAGAACCACGACCAUGGGGACCAGAAGGAAGGUGACCGGGGCAGCAAAAUGGUGUCCGAGAUCUACCUGACCCGGCUAUUGGCCACCAAGGGCACCCUGCAGAAGUUUGUGGACGACUUGUUUGAGACCUUGUUCAGCACCGUGCACCGGGGCAGCGCUCUCCCCCUGGCCAUCAAGUACAUGUUUGAUUUCCUGGAUGAGCAGGCCGACAGACACAGCAUCCACGACACAGAUGUGCGGCACACCUGGAAGAGCAACUGCCUCCCCCUGCGCUUCUGGGUGAACGUGAUCAAGAACCCCCAGUUUGUAUUUGACAUCCACAAGGGCAGCAUCACGGACGCCUGCCUCUCUGUGGUGGCCCAGACCUUCAUGGACUCUUGCUCAACAUCAGAGCACCGGCUGGGCAAGGACUCCCCUUCCAACAAGCUGCUCUAUGCCAAGGACAUCCCCAGCUACAAGAGCUGGGUGGAAAGAUACUACGCAGACAUCGCCAAGCUCCCCGCCAUCAGCGACCAGGACAUGAACGCCUACCUCGCCGAGCAAUCCCGCCUGCACGCCGUGGAGUUCAACAUGCUGAGUGCCCUCAAUGAGAUCUACUCCUACGUCAGCAAGUACAGCGAAGAGCUCAUUGGGGCCCUCGAGCAGGACGAGCAGGCCCGGCGACAGCGGCUGGCAUACAAGGUGGAACAGCUCAUAAACGCCAUGUCCAUUGAGAGCUGAGAGGUGGAGCCUCCUGUUCCUGGGAAGAGGGACCCGUGAAAGCUGUCACACUGGGCAUCUCAGAAGGAAGGACAAGUGAAGGGGAUCAGGCCCCAGCGCUUGCUGUCCCCUGAGACCCCCUCCCGGGGAGAGGGGAGGACCCCUCUCCCCACGCCAGCCAAGUGUCGUCACAGCCUGUUCCUGCAGGGAGAGACCGGGGGUGUCAUCCACCCCAUCCCCCCGCGGCGAGGACGAGAGGGACACCAGGACCCGGAGAAGGUGGCUCUUCAAGCUGAGAGGCACGACUGGGCGCGGUUCUGCCUCUGUGACUGCUGCUUUGCAUGAAAACUCAUUCAAUGUAUAUUGGGGAAAUAAUGAGAACUUUAUUUAAUUUUUUUUAAGAAAAAGGAAAACCAGAAAUAAAACAAAACAAAAAGCUUCCCUGUUCA
Molecule: messenger RNA, 6323 nt
Organism: Balaenoptera ricei (Rice's whale)
Lineage: Eukaryota; Metazoa; Chordata; Mammalia; Artiodactyla; Balaenopteridae
Gene: PLXNA2
Product: plexin A2
Exons: 32
Coding region: 211-5895 (1894 amino acids)
Biological process (GO): regulation of cell shape; positive regulation of axonogenesis; negative regulation of cell adhesion
Cellular component (GO): semaphorin receptor complex
Molecular function (GO): semaphorin receptor activity; protein binding
Source: RefSeq, a predicted model, not a curated record